This is a messenger RNA of Cylindrotheca closterium, 1881 nucleotides long. The record is from the annotation of a GenBank genome assembly. Lineage: Eukaryota; Bacillariophyta; Bacillariophyceae; Bacillariales; Bacillariaceae.
AUGACGAGUGGAACUACCCGGCAGAUUGAGAUCUUCUUCUUGUGCUUCUUUGGCUUACUGUUAAUAUUACUCUUUCUCAGUAAAUUCCUGCACAACCGACCCAAAUUGCAUUCGAUUCUCAGCGAACCAGCCCUGACGGUGGUCUUUGGAAUCAUAUGCAGUUUUGUCAUCAAGGCCCUGCAGAGAAUAGAUGCGUCCUCGGUCGGCGACGACGAUGAAUCAGAUUCUGCCUAUCUGGCCGAAGCCAUUUUGGAAUUUCCGACCCGAGUCUUUUUCAUGGCCUUGCUUCCGCCCAUUCUCUUCAAUUCAGGAUAUCAGCUGCAACGCGAACUCUUUCACAGACAUUUUGGAGCCAUUUCUCUCUUCGCCUGUGUGGGAACCUGCAUAUCGGGAUUCACAGUGGGAUACUUGUUGUAUAUGGCUAAACCAUACUUUGGAAGUGAUUUCGAUCCUACAUUGUUGGAAUUGAUGACCUUCGGAUCCCUAUUAGCCGCCACGGAUACAGUCAGUGUGGUCUCCAUUAUGAACAGCAAAAAGGUCGACCCUCACCUUUACAGUCUGGUCUUUGGAGAGUCCGCGUUGAACGAUGCAGUCGCCAUUGUUCUUUUUCAUACCAUGGCAGACUUUAUGGUACAACACGGAGAAAACAUGGAUCACGACUCUUUUGUGGAAUAUGUUUGGGCAUAUUUUCUCAGCUUUUUGGUGGAAGCGCUGUGCUCACCACUCCUUGGAAUUGUCUUUGCCUUUGGAAUGGCAUUGACCUUGAGAUAUGGAGACCUGAAGGAACAUGCUCUCAUUGAAUUGUCUGUAUUUUUACUGCCCAUUUACAUUUCCUACAUUCUGGCGGAAGUCCUGGGAAUGAGCGGGAUGAUCACGGUAUUCUUUACGGGAAUGUUUGCCAAGCGAUAUAUGGAGCCAAACGUCGCGACCAAGACUGCACAACAUGCAGACGUCUUUUUCCAGUUGGCUGCCUUUUUGGCGGAAACUUCCAUCUUUUUGGAACUGGGUCUCAGCGUAUUUGGUCUAUCCGGAAAUUACUACUGGAAAUUCAUUGGUAUCUCCUUGGUUGUGUCGCUCGUGGGCCGGGCACUCAGCAUUUAUCCACUCGCCGUCAUACACAACCUUUCGCUGACGCGUCUCAAAAGGAAGGAAGACAACGCCAACAACAGCAACAACAAGACAGAAUCAACCAUGGAUGAUUCGGUACCAUCCCAAGGGAGCCAUUUGACCAACGCAGUCUCCAAUGCAUCUUUUGAAACUCCCGUCAACAAACGAGACAAGCUGAUCCCACUCAAAUUCAUGCACUUUUUGUGGUUUGCGGGAUUGCGAGGAGCAGUGGCGUACGCCUGUGCCAGAAAGUUUCCCGAUAUUUAUGGACACAAUGCCGAAUUCGUGGCAGCCACCAUGGUCAUUGUCGUAUUUACCAUUGUAUUCAUGGGAGGUGCUACCGAAUUGGUCAUGGUCAAGUUGAAGAUUUCCGUGGAUGUCGAUGAAAGGGAAUACAUGCGUCACUGGCAUUCGAGAAGAAAGUUAAAAGGAUUUCUUCAUCGCUUUGAAUACCAAUUUCUAUACAAAUGCGCGGUCGAAAAAGAAGACGAACGGGAACUCCCAGCAGAACCAAUCCAAGAAAUGGCCACAUGGGAAGUCUCCAACACACCCAUUCAAGCAACUAGUUUUGGAAAGACAGUCUUAGCCAAUCAAGCGGACUCGCACCAUUUCGAACACCGCAUGGAUAACUAUAUCAAUGGUGGUGUGGUAGUCAUUGAUCGUCUGAAUCAACAACGCUUUAGCACGAGAACCUUGAGCGACGAUUCCAUGUCAUUUGACUAUCGAAACGCGAGUGAUCCGUCGGCGGUGCAAUGCUGUGCCCAAAUCAUAUAG